Molecule: messenger RNA, 277 nt
Organism: Linum tenue
Lineage: Eukaryota; Viridiplantae; Streptophyta; Magnoliopsida; Malpighiales; Linaceae
Source: the annotation of a GenBank genome assembly
UACUAUUUGAACAAUACAUUGCAGGAGAUGCCCAGAAGUUUGUUACAGUUUUAGGUUUUCACUUUUCACAAGCUAGCAAAAGCAGAACAAUGUACAGCAGCAGCCUUUUGAGACCAAAAGAAAGGAAAGAAAGAAUGAGUGUCACACAACUUAUGGCUAUGAAAAUGAAACAGUCAGUGGAUGCCAUCUGUGUGAUCAUGGAAGAAGAUGACAGUGGGAAAUAAUAGUAAUGAUUGAUGGUUCAGGUGCAAAAGCUGGCAUAUACCAGUUUAUCAGC